AUGAAUACUGCCUCAACUUCAGAAAGUGGAUCAUAUUCCACAAACCACCCAGGACCCUUUAUUUAUGCACAGUCAUCAGCUCAACAGCCUUAUCCAAAUCCAUGGUACCUCAGUUAUGCAUACAGUCCAUACUGCGUACCUGCUCCAGGCUUCCGAAGUGGAAAUCCAUAUUUUCCAUUUUAUUCUGUUGCGCUCCAUGAGUACCCUAGAUUUUUUGUCCCACAGCAGCCAGUGCAUGCAAGAAUUAACAGAAGGCCUUAUUUUAAUGCUGCCCCACCUUCCCCUAUGUUUUAUCAUGCAACAAGAUUUAGACAUUAUAAUAGCCCUGGGAAGAAAAUGGAGACAAAAGAAACACAGACUGAUCCUAGACAGCCUGAAAGCAAGCAAAAAAGGCAUCAAGAUAUCCGUGCAGAAACGAAAGGUUGUGAUGCAGGAAAUACAGCCUGUGUUUCUCCUGGUAUAGGUACAGAGACUGAAAGCAGUUCAGAGAAACAAAAUUCCUUUGGCUCUUCUAUUGUGGUAGACAGAGAGUUUCAUAAUAAGAACCCUGCCAGCUCUACACAGUAUAGAAGUCUUCCUUCUGGGAGCUAUGCCUUUGAGAAGGAAGAAGUGAGGAUAGAAUAUGGAAAUGGCUCUCCAGCUAUUCAGCUGUGGAAGUCCUUUAAAGAAACAAUCCCAUUGUAUGAUGUGGCAAGUGGUAAACCAGUUCCAGAGAACAUAGUGCCACAUGACUUAUUUUCUGUUAGCUCAUGUGAAGGCAUGAUAUAUGGCCCCCAUGAAGGGAAGAAUAUGCUGCCAGGGGCUUCCUUAGAUGAGAGAAAAGCUGUUGUCACCUCCAAACAGGGUGCUGAAGCUGUGCAAGAGAAAGAUGUCCAAAAUAAUGAAGUGAAGGUGGGUGCAGAAAAGAUGGCAAAAUCCCCCCCAGGUGAAACCAUGGCAGUGCAAAUCACAGAGUUGGCAAGAUCUGUUGGUGUAGAUCAACCAGUGGUAAUAGCUAAGAAAUCUGGCACUAAAAGGUCUGCAGGAUCAAAAACUUCUCAAGAAGAGCUUGGCUUUAGUCAACAAGCAGGACUAUUUCCAUCUAAUAUGGAGGUAAUGAGUGACUUUCAGCAGAAAAAGCUGAAUUUAAGCCACAGUGCAACCAGUGAAAGUCAGACGGAAAAAAGUAUUUGGUGUGACAAAUCAAUUGAGAAGUUUGCUCCCUCUAGCAGCUGGCUGGCUUGUUUGGACAGUAUGGACACAAACUACAAUGCCUGUUUGCCACAAAGGAAGCGUCGAAGUGUAAUCAGUCUGUCUUCUGAUGACAUGUCCUCUGGAGAGGAAGGCUCAUCAACUGAUAAUGCCCCAGUGUCUUAUUUUGUGCCUGACUAUGUGCUUCAGAAAAGCAUGUAUACUCUUCAGAAAAGUACAGAGGGCUUAGAGCAAAUUAAAAGUGGUGGAUCCCCUAAUGUAGAUGAAGUGGUAGAAAAGGAGCAGGUGAACAGCCUGAAUGACCAAGACGUCAACUCUUCAAACACAAAGAUCAAAGAGACUUCAGGUAAAGGUAGAAAGCUGGGAGCCCUUUCUAGGUCCUCUAGUAGGAAAGAAGUCAAUUCUCCCAACAAAAAAGCAACUAAGAGUUUGUCAGAAGUUGAGGACUCUGAAGAAUAUUCUGUGAAGGGAGAAGAGGAAGAUGAAGAUGGAGAGGAUGAGUAUGAGGAGGAUGAGGAUGAUGACGACAUGGAUGAAAUUGAGUGUUUCUUUCAAGAAGCCCCUCCAUAUGGCAUCUUGAGGCCAAGUAAAGGAAAUUUCUACCAAGUCGGCCAGAGAGUGCUUUGGAAACCAUCUACAAAUGUUGUACCAGCACAAUUAAUUAGCUGGCCUGCUCAAGAGAAAAUAAAAACUAGGAGUGGGCUUGUUGAAAACAUUGGUGUAGUUUACAAGCCAAAGAAGAGAGAACAAGAUGAAGUUGUAUACAGUGACUAUGGGUAUUAUGGAAGAAAGAGGCCUAUGACAAGAAGAGAAGGACUUGAACACCAGCGAAUGCUACGGAAAUUCUUGAGAGGAAGGCUGUUAAGAGAGAACAUGGGGAUACCACCUGAAGAGUACUGGAUAAGAAGUGGUGCUAAACCCAGAUUUAUCAGCCAAAUACGUGGUAGUUUCUCACCUUCAGCAAGGAGCAAAGAACAAGGUACAAAAAAGGGAGGGAGGAACACCACGGACCAGCUGAUGAAAGUCAUUGUUAAAUUUGCCUUGAGACUAUACAUUGGAGAAAUAACACCAUUUAUAUCUUGUUAUUUAGUGUGCCCACCUUUGGUUAAAGCAAAGAAGAAAAGAAUGGGCAAGCCACCUUCAAAACGCAGAGACACAAGACAUGAGGUGGAAGAAGUAGAAAUGUGGGAGCUGCCUAAACACAGCGUGCACAAAGGUUAG
Molecule: messenger RNA, 2412 nt
Organism: Haemorhous mexicanus (house finch)
Lineage: Eukaryota; Metazoa; Chordata; Aves; Passeriformes; Fringillidae
Exons: 4
Coding region: 1-2412 (803 amino acids)
Source: RefSeq, a predicted model, not a curated record